Messenger RNA from Cavenderia fasciculata, 921 nucleotides. It is a transcript of the gene rtnlc, whose product is annotated as reticulon family protein. The record is from RefSeq and is a predicted model, not a curated record. NCBI's taxonomy places the organism in Eukaryota, Evosea, Eumycetozoa, Acytosteliales, Cavenderiaceae. Bases 1 to 921 code for a protein of 306 amino acids. The transcript has 3 exons.
AUGUCUGACACUGAAGAAAUAAUAAAAGAAAUUGAAGAGACUGUUGAAGAAACAAAAGAACAAGUCAAUGAAGUUAUAGGAGAAACUGUUGAAAAGAUUGAAGAAGUUAAAGAACAAGUAAAGGAAGAAGCAAAGGCUGUCAUUAAUAAUGCUGCAGAGACUGUAAAGGCUGCUACUACUUGUCCAGUUUCAUCAUCAACCUCCUCAUCCUCUUCUUCUACAUGCCCAGCAACAUCAACAUGUUGUCCAGCAUUAAUGUGUGGUGAUGUAUCAAUUUGUCAACACUUUGAAAACAUAUGUGGUGCUGUCAAGAGUCUUCCAUGUCACGAAUGUUCAAAAAAAAUAUUGGUAUGGGAUGAUUUGGUCCAAACCGGUUUAUUAUUUGGUAUCAUCAAUCUCGUUUUCUUCUUGGUCUGCGUAUGCCAAUACUCUAUAAUCUCACUUGUCGGUUACUCUUGUAUGGUCGCCUCUGUCUCUUCUGUUUUAUUCCGUAUAGUCUCUUCAGUCUGUGAUAAAUACAUUCCAAAUUGUACUUUGGAUAAUCCAAUUCUUGAUAAGUUAAAGACAUUAAAUUUCCAUGUUGAAGAUGAAGUUGUACAAAAAUAUGUAAAGGGUGUUGGACAAUUGGUCAACUCUGUUUUAGCUUUGGCCAAGGAUAUCUUUGGUUGCAAGAAUAUUGUAUUGACUGCCGAGGCAGCUCUUUUAUUCUUUGUUGUUGCCACCGUUGCCAAGUGCAUCAGUGGUGCCACCAUCCUCUACCUCGUCUUCCUCGUUGCUUUUAUCGCCCCAAGACUCUACCUUGAAAAGCAACAAAUCAUUGACGAACAACUCGCCAAGGUCAAGGCUACCCUCAAGGACAUGAUCCACUUGGCUCACAACUAUAUGCCAAAGCAUACCACUACCGCCAAAAAGAAUAAUUAA